AUGAGGCCUAUUCUUCUCCAGGGCCAUGAACGGUCUCUGAAUCAAAUCAAAUUCAACCGCGACGGCGACCUUCUCUUCUCCGUCGCCAAGGACAAGAUCGUCGGUGUCUGGUUCGCCGCCAACGGAGAGCGUCUAGGAACAUACGCAGGCCAUCAAGGAGCCAUCUGGACCGUCGACGUCAGCCCCAACACAGUCCUCCUCGCAACAGGAUCAGCAGAUAACUCUGUCCGAUUAUGGAACAUCAAGACCGGCGAAUGUGUCAAAGUAUGGGAGUUCCCCACCGCCGUGAAACGGGUUGAAUUCAGUCCCGAUGGAAGUCAACUUUUGGCCGUGACGGAGAAGCGUAUGGGCUACUUGGGCACGAUUGUGGUGUUUGAUGUGAAGUAUGGAGAUGGCGAGGGAAACAACUUGGAUGAGCAGACGGACGAGCCGAGUUUGAAGAUUACGUGCGAGGAUAGCAAGGCUACUGUUGCCGGAUGGAGUUAUUUGAGCAAGUACAUUAUUGCGGGACAUGAGGAUGGUAGCGUCAGCCAGUAUGAUGCCAAGACCGGCGAACAACUGGAAAACGUGCAAGCCCACGAGCUCGACCUACAGAUCAACGACAUUCAAUUCUCCGCAGACCGCACAUACUUUAUCACCGCAUCCAGAGACAAGACCGCUAAAAUCAUCUCCUCCCGUAACCUUGCCGUCCUCAAAUCCUUCACUACCGACACCCCCCUCAACACAGCCGCCAUCACCCCGAAAAAGGACUACGUGAUCCUCGGCGGUGGCCAAGCCGCCAUGGAAGUCACAACCACCUCUGCCCGCCAAGGUAAAUUCGAAGCUCGCUUCUACCACAAGAUCUUUGAAGACGAAAUCGGUCGUGUGCGUGGCCACUUCGGUCCUCUCAACACCAUCGCCGUGCACCCCGCCGGCACGGCUUAUGCCUCUGGUGGAGAGGACGGUUACGUUCGCGUUCAUCAUUUUGAUAAGCCGUACUUUGAUUUUAUGUAUGAGGUUGAGAGGGAGCAGUUGAGGCGGUAG
Molecule: messenger RNA, 1023 nt
Organism: Talaromyces marneffei
Lineage: Eukaryota; Fungi; Ascomycota; Eurotiomycetes; Eurotiales; Trichocomaceae
Exons: 4
Coding region: 1-1023 (340 amino acids)
Biological process (GO): cytoplasmic translational initiation
Cellular component (GO): eukaryotic translation initiation factor 3 complex, eIF3m; cytoplasm
Molecular function (GO): RNA binding; translation initiation factor activity; protein binding
Source: RefSeq, a predicted model, not a curated record